This is a messenger RNA of Megalops cyprinoides (Indo-Pacific tarpon), 555 nucleotides long. It is a transcript of the gene npvf, whose product is annotated as neuropeptide VF precursor. Gene Ontology annotation, molecular function: signaling receptor binding. NCBI's taxonomy places the organism in Eukaryota, Metazoa, Chordata, Actinopteri, Elopiformes, Megalopidae. The record is from RefSeq and is a predicted model, not a curated record. The coding region runs from base 1 to 555 and encodes 184 amino acids. Gene Ontology annotation, biological process: negative regulation of gonadotropin secretion; neuropeptide signaling pathway. The transcript has 2 exons.
AUGAGUCGCUCCGCCGCGGGUCUGAUGCUGACGCUGGGGAUGCUGGGAUGCCUCGCACCGGGAGGCGUCACCUGCGCGAGGCCCGUGGAGUACGCGCUGUCCUCUGCGGACACCCGGCACGCGGAGGAGCAGCGGCUCUAUCCACAGGCCAGUCAUGAGAAUCUCAGAAGUCUUGAGAUGGACGAUUUUACCCUCAAAGAAGCCCCCACCACUACUAAAGUCAGCUCCCCCACGAUCCUGAAGCUGUAUCCCUCCGCCGGGAGGCCGACGCUGCUCCACGCUAACCUGCCCCUGCGCUUCGGCCGCGCCUCGUCCUGGGGGGCGGUACGGAUGCCCAAAUCCGCCCUCAACCUGCCCCAGCGCUUCGGCAGGUCGCAGGUGCUGGACGCACCUGUCCCGCUCCCGUGCCACCAGUGCACGCGCUCCGGAGGCGUGGCUUCCCCUUCCGCCACGCUCCCGCAGAGAUUCGGCAGAACCGCCCUGUACACGAGACCCGGCCGCUCCCGUGAAAUCCUCACGCGUGGAUUCGUCACAGACCUGCUGCACAGAAGGUAA